CUAUUUCAGUCUCAAAUCCAUCAAACGUCAAAACAAUGGAUAAGGCGACCUAAAGAACAUCAUUUCCAGAAGGCCAAAAAUCCUCUGAAAAUGGAGGCCAAUCUCUUCACCUUACCUUCUUCCACACCCAAACCGCUGUCUGUACCUUCCAUUUCUCUCAAAUCACACUUCAGAAACCCCUUCAACUCCACCACCCACCUCCGCCAUGGUCGCCCCAAGACUGCACCUUUAACAAUCAGGUCAGCCAUUAGCAGAACCAAGAAGGAAGAAACUGUUGAAACAGUGAAGCAGCAGCUCGAGGAUUGUUUCCUCAUUGCUGCCAUUGGGUACAAAGGGUUCACCGUCAAACAAUUUCAGGAGCUCAGGAAGCAAUUCCCUGAAUCUUCGAAGCUCAUUGUUGCCAAGAACACUCUUGUUUACAAGGCCGUUGAAGGGACUCCAUGGGAAGCCUUGAAACCUUGUAUGAAAGGUAUGAAUGCUUGGCUAUUUGUUCACAGUGAAGAAAUCCCAGCUGCAUUGAAGCCUUUUAGGGAGUUUCAGAAGGAGAAAAAAUUGGAUAGUAAUGAUUUUACUGGAGCUGUGUUUGAAGGGAAGUAUUAUGGUCCUGAUGAAUUCAAAAGUCUAGAGACUUUGCCAACGAGGGCUGAAGUUUAUGCCAGAAUUUUGGGAUCACUUAAGGGCCCUGCAUCAUCUGUUGUUGGGACUUUGCAGGCUCCUGCUAGGAAUUUGAUUAUGACGCUCCAAGCUCAUGUGAAGAACUUGGAAGAGGGUGGGAGUAAAGGAGACUAGUCUUUCUUGCUCAAUUUCUAAUAGUAGAUAUCCAAUGUUUAAUCAGAUAUAUCAUGCAUGAAUGGAGAAAGAAGUGAUACAUUGUUGAUGUCACAGUCAUUCACUUGCACCGAUUCUCAUUGGGAACAACUUAUAUCAAUGGAGAUAACCUUUUCCCCUCUUCCUAGAUGGUUAUGAAAUAGGAUAGGCGUUGCUGAAACAUAGACGCAUUUUGAACACCUCUGUCUGCCUACACCAUUAUGAUUACGCCCCUGUUUUAAGACAAUUUAUCAUCCAAAAUUUCAUCAAGGCUUUCUAUGAAAUUGUUGCUUUUUUCACUUCUUCUUUCCUAAUAAUGAAUUCCUUUACUUGGCAAUACCUCC
Oldenlandia corymbosa var. corymbosa is the source of this 1151-nucleotide messenger RNA. NCBI's taxonomy places the organism in Eukaryota, Viridiplantae, Streptophyta, Magnoliopsida, Gentianales, Rubiaceae. The record is from the annotation of a GenBank genome assembly.